CUUGUCCGUCUGUACGUCCGUCCGUCACAAAAUUGGUUUUCGUUCUCUAACUUUAGUUUGUCUCAGCCAAAUGGUAUGAAACUGAUACACAAUGCUUAUUACCACAAAACACAGACCAAGUUCGAAUUUGGGUGGUGUCACUUUUACCGUUCUCUUUAUAUAAUUAUAUGCAGAGUGGGAGGGGCAUCAUGUCCCAUGGACACAUUCUCCAGUUAAUUUAGAUUGUUAAGCACUCUUUCACAAUUGUUGAACUUGAUAAGCUGUAUUCAUAAAAUAAAAGUUUGUUGUUUAUUUAGCAUUUCUUUUCUUUUAGCUCCUGUUGAUAUUGCCAAUAAAACACACUACAAAACCCAAAGAAGAGUAUACCAGAACAAAAUGUAUAACUAGUUAUAUCCGAUAGAAGAUAUUUAGCACUUUCGAAAUUCCAGCAAGAUGGUUAUGAUAAACAGAAUAGAUACAUGUUAUAAUGGAUUCAUAAAAUAGGCAUUUAGCCAUGGCAAAAAGUUACAGUUGUGUUCUCUGCAAUAAGACACACCUAACAGUGAAUAACAGAAGAACUAUAAUAAAUGAAAAAUUAAGAGAUUAUCUGGCCAGGACUCUUAAAAGGAAUGUUGAGAAUGCAACUAUAUGCUUGAAAUGCAGGGCACAAGUAUACAGAGAUAUGAAAACAGUGAUGAACUCACCACAGAUGAGACAAGGUAUAGCAACUUGCCAGUCAAACGAUGAUGAUGAUCCAGAUUUUUUAGCAGAGGAAACAUUACCAUCAGAACUAAUUAGCCCGAAAUCUAUACAGUUAAACCUUUCAUCUACAUCUAAAUCUCAUAGACGUUGUACUGUUUGCCAGAAAAAUAGCAGUAAUCGACAUCGACAGGUAGUUGUACCGCAUGAGGCUCGAACUCAGGCUUUCAUUGACAAAUGUAUUGUUAUACCAGCAAAUAGCAGAUGCUGUCCAAAUCAUCUUUUGGGAAACUAUUUUACACAGGAGUCUAUUUCAAAUAUACCAGAGGUAAAUAACACUACACUUUUUAAUAGAAGUGACAUCACUGAACUAUUAAACAGGGUUCGAGGAACAUUGACAUUAAAUGGCAAACUUAAUUUUGAUUGUUCACACUCAUUGUCAGAGGAGGACUACCAGCGACUGACUGGUUUAACCAGGAAUCAGUUCGAAGCUGUUGCAAAUACAGUAACUGACCUAAGAAAAUCUGAAAUAAGAUCUGUAAAGACAUGUUUGGCCAUUCUUUUAGUUAAACUUAGGACUGGACUCUCCAACUCCAUUUUAGCUACAUUAUUUUCAUUGGAAAUACACCAAAUUCAAAGAGCGACACACGCAGCUAGAUCAUCCUUGAUGAAGUCAUUCGUGCCUUCGUUUCUUGGCUUUCAACAUAUGUCCCACGACAAGUUCACUAGGGACCACACCACUCCAACAGCGAGAACUUUGUUUGCAGAUAAUCAACAAGAUACUGGGAUUCUUGUCCUUGAUGGGACUUACAUUUACCUACAGAAAAGUUCCCACCAUCAUUUUCAAAAGCAGACAUACAGUAUGCAUAAAGGGAGGUCAUUAGUCAAGCCCAUGAUGAUUGUCGCUACAGACGGUUAUAUUCUUAAUGUCCUCGGCCCAUAUUAUGCUGACGGUCAUAACAAUGAUGCUUCUAUCAUAAAGCAUGCAUUUAAGACUAAUGCUGAUGAGAUUAACACAUGGAUGCACGAGGAUGAUGUCAUGGUUGUAGACAGAGGAUUCCGUGAUGCAGAAGAGUUUUUGAAAAAAAUGAAUUUCAAAGUUGAGAUGCCUUGUUUUCUUUCUAAGGGAGCAAAACAACAAACAGUUGAUGAAGCGAAUACAACGCGACUGGUGACUAAAGUUCGCUGGGUAGUGGAAAGUGCAAAUGGUAGAAUAAAACAGUGGAAAUUUUUGGAUAAAGUUGUUGCCAACCACUACGUGCCACACAUUGGGGACUUUGUAAGAAUUGUCUGUGCACUUGUCAACUGUUUUAGACCGCCUCUUAUAAAUGAUUUCGGCAAUGAUGACAUAGGUAAAGAAAUGAUUGAAAAGGCACAACUAGACAACCAUGUAAAAACAUAUGUAGAGGAGCACAACCUUUUGAGAAGAAAAACUGUCUACAAAGAAGUUGAUGGUGCGACUGAGCUUGAUAUGUUUCCCAGAAUAUCUCUAGACCAUCUUAGACAAAUUACAAUGGGUAUUUACCAAAUCAAAUCAGCUAAAAGGUACACGGAUGCCCAUCAGGAGGACGACAACUAUGCAUUGUUCAUUUGCAAGGAUAGGCCAGAUCUGUUGCGAGUAAAGAUGCACUCUCGCCAUUCAUCUUCAAGAUGCUACCAUUUGUGGUUGGAGUACGAUGAAAAUGAAGUCACUGGUUGGUACUGUACUUGUAAAGUUGGGUCACGUAUGGUUGGGUGUUGUGCCCACAUCGCAAGCGUUGUUUGGUAUCUUGGAUAUCAUAGGUGGAAUAUUGGGGCUGCUCAAUCUGUCAAUGCUUCCGGAAAGUUUUCAAGUUCCAUACUCAAUGCUAAAGAUGUUCCUGAAGAGUCCGAUCUGUCUGACGUAGAAAGUGUUGAUUCAUAUAUAGAAGAAUAACUUACAAUCAUAAUGAAUUUAACCGUAGCUAAGAAUGACUUGAACAAACGCCU
Messenger RNA from Mytilus californianus (California mussel), 2646 nucleotides. RefSeq lists its product as uncharacterized. Gene Ontology annotation, molecular function: zinc ion binding. The transcript has 3 exons. The coding region runs from base 494 to 2593 and encodes 699 amino acids. NCBI's taxonomy places the organism in Eukaryota, Metazoa, Mollusca, Bivalvia, Mytilida, Mytilidae. The record is from RefSeq and is a predicted model, not a curated record.